Molecule: messenger RNA, 7528 nt
Organism: Antechinus flavipes (yellow-footed antechinus)
Lineage: Eukaryota; Metazoa; Chordata; Mammalia; Dasyuromorphia; Dasyuridae
Gene: KCND3
Product: potassium voltage-gated channel subfamily D member 3
Exons: 8
Coding region: 186-2153 (655 amino acids)
Biological process (GO): protein homooligomerization; potassium ion export across plasma membrane
Cellular component (GO): membrane; neuronal cell body; voltage-gated potassium channel complex
Molecular function (GO): protein binding; A-type (transient outward) potassium channel activity
Source: RefSeq, a predicted model, not a curated record
GAGCUGCUGGGGCUCCCUCCGCCUCGGCCAAACCCCGGCUCUGGGCUCCGGGCUGCAGCUUCCCCGGGAGCCCUGGGCGCGGGAGGGGCCGGGGGCUUUCUGCGCCCAAGGGGUUGCUGAGCUAACUCCAGCUGGUGUGUGACUCUUCCAAGACACAGUAACUUGUCCUGAGAGCUGGCGUCACCAUGGCUGCUGGAGUCGCAGCUUGGCUGCCCUUUGCCAGGGCAGCAGCCAUUGGCUGGAUGCCCGUGGCCAACUGCCCCAUGCCCCUGGCCCCAGCUGACAAAAAUAAGAGGCAAGAUGAACUGAUCAUCCUCAAUGUGAGUGGGCGCAGAUUCCAGACAUGGCGGACCACCCUGGAGCGCUAUCCUGACACCUUACUUGGCAGCACAGAGAAAGAAUUCUUUUUCAACGAGGACACCAAGGAGUAUUUCUUUGACCGAGACCCAGAGGUAUUCCGCUGCGUCCUCAACUUCUACCGCACAGGGAAGCUGCAUUACCCCCGGUACGAGUGCAUCUCUGCUUAUGAUGACGAGCUGGCUUUCUAUGGCAUCCUUCCAGAGAUCAUUGGGGACUGUUGUUAUGAAGAGUACAAGGAUCGCAAGCGGGAGAAUGCAGAACGGCUGAUGGAUGACAAUGACUCUGAGAACAACCAGGAAUCCCUGCCGUCGCUCAGUUUCCGUCAGACCAUGUGGAGGGCCUUUGAGAAUCCGCACACGAGCACGCUGGCCCUGGUCUUCUACUAUGUCACGGGUUUCUUCAUUGCCGUUUCUGUCAUCACUAAUGUGGUGGAGACAGUGCCCUGUGGCACGGUGCCUGGGAACAAGGAGCUGCCAUGUGGGGAGCGUUACGCGGUGGCCUUCUUCUGCCUGGACACGGCCUGUGUCAUGAUCUUUACUGUUGAGUACCUGCUACGGCUGUUUGCGGCACCGAGCCGCUACCGCUUUAUCCGGAGUGUGAUGAGCAUCAUUGAUGUGGUGGCCAUCAUGCCAUACUACAUUGGCCUGGUGAUGACCAACAAUGAGGAUGUAUCCGGCGCCUUUGUCACGCUCCGGGUGUUCCGAGUCUUCAGAAUUUUCAAGUUCUCCCGGCACUCCCAGGGCUUACGAAUCCUGGGUUACACGCUUAAAAGUUGCGCGUCAGAGCUGGGCUUCCUUCUCUUUUCUCUCACCAUGGCUAUCAUUAUCUUUGCCACUGUGAUGUUUUACGCCGAGAAGGGCUCUUCUGCCAGCAAAUUCACAAGCAUCCCGGCUUCCUUUUGGUAUACCAUUGUCACCAUGACAACAUUGGGAUAUGGAGACAUGGUGCCCAAGACCAUUGCAGGGAAGAUCUUCGGUUCCAUCUGCUCUCUGAGUGGCGUCUUGGUCAUCGCCUUGCCCGUUCCUGUCAUUGUCUCCAACUUCAGUCGGAUUUACCACCAGAAUCAGAGAGCUGACAAGCGACGAGCACAGAAGAAAGCCCGCCUUGCCAGGAUCCGUGUGGCCAAGACUGGGAGUUCCAAUGCCUACCUGCACAGCAAGAGGAAUGGUCUUCUCAACGAAGCCCUGGAGCUGACAGGUUCCCCAGAGGAUGAGCACCUGACCAAGACCACAUCACUCAUUGAGAGCCAGCACCACCACCUGCUGCACUGCCUGGAGAAAACUACUGGGUUGUCCUAUCUUGUGGAUGAUCCCCUGUUAUCUGUACGAACUUCCACCAUCAAGAACCACGAGUUUAUCGAUGAGCAAAUGUUUGAGCAGAACUGCAUGGAGAGCUCGAUGCAGAAUUACCCAUCGACAAGAAGCCCUUCACUCUCCAGCCACCCGGGCCUAACUACGUCCUGCUGCUCCCGUCGAAGCAAGAAGACCACCCACCUGCCCAACUCCAACCUGCCAGCCACCCGCCUGAGGAGCAUGCAAGAGCUCAGCACCAUUCACAUCCAGGGGAGUGAACAACCCUCACUCACGACCAGUCGUUCCAGCCUUAAUUUGAAAACAGAUGAUGGACUGAGACCCAACUGCAAAGGAUCCCAGAUCACUACAGCCAUCAUCAGCAUCCCCACUCCCCCAGCGCUGACCCCGGAGGGGGAGAGCCGACCGCCACCAUCUAGCCCCGGCUCCACCACGAACAUUCCCCCCAUAGGCAGCAACAUCGUCAAGGUCUCCGCCUUGUAAAGCCACUGAGGGAAGGGCUGAUGGAAGGGCUGGUAGGAGGGAUGGGGAGGUGAAGGGAGCCUGUGGGGCCAGGCUAUUCCCUUCUCCUUCCCCUGCCACUCCUGCCCGUCCAGGUUGUACCCCUCGCACUGAAACUGUGCCUGCAAGCAGAAGGAGACACUACUGCAACCGCUUCCAGAGGGGACAGAGCCCUGGGCAUCACUCCCCCACUCUGGAGACACACAGAGGCAGGGUGGGGAGGCAGGGGAUGGGGAAUUGGGGAGGGGCCGUGUGCCAGGCCGAGGCCUGGCAGGGUAUGAUGGGGGAGAACCUCAGAUCAAACUAAUGAUUGUUUCUGGAGACUCCAGCAAGGAAAACCCAAGAACAAGAGAGCAGCACAGAGGCCGAGAGAUCACACGCAAAACAGGAAGGAAAUAUUAACACUGUGUAUUUAAGCACCUUUUUCAAGGCUUUUAAUGGAUAAUAUUUAUUCAUGGGACAUGACUGAAAAAAAAAAAGGUGGAAAACAAAGCAGAAAAACAACAGAUUUUUGUGAAAUGUUUUUCUCCAUGGACCCAAUACCUUUAACUAAACCAAAACAAUGCAUUUUAUGAGUUUUUUUUCCUCCUUUUAUAACAAAAGGCUUUAUGCCAAGAUGUCAGUUGUUACUGAGUUUUCUCUCCUUUCCCCACCCGAGGUGGGUGAAACUGGGCCACUGAGCCUACCGAAGCCUGAGUGACCCACACAGUAGCCAUGUGACCAUACUGCAGCGCUUGCUCUCUCCAAGUCUUAUAUCUUUGUCUCCUUGUCUCUUUGUACCUGGUCACUGCCGCUCCCUUUGUCUCUGUUCAGCUGUCUCUUUCUAUGGCUCUCAGUGCGAAUGGCUACCUUGGUCACUGCAGUACAACUGUAUGUGGUAAAAAAUCCACCGGCUAGUUAAUGGGAAAUUGUGCUUAAAAAAAACAAAAAACAGAAUGAGGGAGAAAGCCAAGAAGAGACAAGAUGGCACCUCCUAAUCAUCUGCCCCACUGGUACUUCUGAAGUUUUGGUUGCAACCAAACUCAUUAGCCUAGGAUCUUGAAAAAGGAAAAAAAUCAUUAGAGAAUCUUGUAUUCUGAUGAAUAGGAAAUAACAAAAAAUGGAAGAGACUCCAUGGAAGACAACUACUCUCCUGUUGUGCUGUUGGUACUGACCAUGCAGUCUGUCCAGCCCAUAGCCAGGAGCCUCUGGGAAGCUUUCCCUAGACCAUACAUGAUGUGGUCAAGGGUCUAAGAUACAGCCAACUGGUUUUCACAUCAGAGAACCCGACUUAAUAAGCUGAGCAAGGUUGGUCAUGUGUAUUCAGGAAUGUUUUAUUUUAGGGUGUGGAAAUCUGGAUAGUCCUUAGCUGGUCUGUCCAGUACCAAAGAGAACAGGUAAAGGACACAUGUCCCUCUGAGCAAGCAUAUAAAUUUGGCUUUUCCUUGGAAAGUUGGACACCACUUUUAUGAAGGGGGAUAUCCCCUUGUCUUUUUCUAUUAGUUUCAGCAGAAAAGAGUUGAUUAGCUAACCUACUACAAAUUGAUUUUUCUCCAAGUUUUGGGCUCGAUAAGCUCACCGCUCCUAUUUCCUGGACUCCCUACCUCAUGACCACUAAUUCACAGCCUGGUCUAUCAAGGAUUAAGAUGGUCAUGUUAUCUCCUCGAUCCCUUGAAGUUUCUCAGCAGUUCCUCCAAACCUACUGAGCAGCUAAGUGUUUAAUCACUCUUGCAGUUCUCCUGCCUCAGCCCUCUGUAGAUGAUUUCUUUGGUCAAGAACCUAACUUUACCCUUAUUAGGUCUCCCCAUGACCCUGGCCCUACAUGCUUUUAAAAGGGGUUUCCCAGUUAGUUCCUAAUCACAGGAAAUGAAGAGCUUCAGAUAGGGCAAAGGAGAGGGAGCCUUUCCAAACUCAUCUCAUUAUGUACUCACAGUGCACCCAAACUGGUCCUGGCCUCAGGAACUCCGACAUGGAAAGAUGUUCCUGCCUUCUGAGCUUAGUGUCUUGGUGGGAAACAAAACAUUACUGCAUAGCCAUUGACCAUGGAUGUAUAUAUACAUCAGGGUAGCCAUGCAAACCUAAAUACACUGAAUUGUCAGUGCUUAAAAAUUACUAAAUAAAGGUAGUGUAUCAGUGAAGACAAGCAGAAGCGAUUGUAGAACAGAACAGGACAAUCUUCUAGAGGGCAAAUAGGGACUUAGCGUGAUUUUUAAGGGCAAAAAGGAAAUAAUUCCAAAGGUCUAGUAUCGAGUUAAAAUGCUCUGAGAGGAAAAGAUUGAGGGAAAGAUUGAUAUUGUAUAGCCCUUUCUUGCCUCGGUCAUUUUCAAGUUGUAGCCAGCCUCCUGGUGAGGAUUCACCUUGGAAGCAGCAGACUGGUUGUCUGUGCCCAAUCUAAUACCCAGCCCACACUUGAAGCCCUCAAGCUGUUUUGGAAGAGCUUUUGAGAUCAUAGACUUAUCUUUGUUUCAUGAGGAGGCAUCAGAAUAGUUAUUUUCAUGAAGGCAAAUAAACACUGAAAAGUCAUUCUGGGUUACAAUGAACCUCCCAGUCCAAAUAUCUUGUCUCACUGUAGAACCAAAGGCUGUUUUGCAUGGAAACAUCUACAGCAUCGAUAAAAUGAGAAUUAAAAAGAGAUUUGGAGAUCACAUGGAGUUCUACCUCCCAACAAAUGGCCCCAAAAGAUUUGAGAUGCCCCCCAAGCUCUUCUGGGAUUGUUGAGAUUCCAGAUUUGGGCUUUUCAUGACGGCUGAAGGGCCUUAUUUUCUUCAGCCAUAGAAUGAAAAGAUUGGGCAAGAUGACCUGAGGUACAUUCAAGUCUAUCGUCCUUUCCUGGCAUCCACUGAAUCUCUAACUGCUCCUAUCGCACCUGCCCUCCAAACUCCUUCAGUCCUUCCCAAUUCCCAACACUUCAACUUGACAAUCCACAGCCAGAGAUGAAACCUUAGUUUUUCUAACCUUAAGGGGACGGCAAUAAACUAUAUAUAGGAGAAAAGCCCAAAUAUAACUGGAUCCUUCUAGACAACUUAAGUGAGUUUAACAAGGUACAACUUCUAUAUUGAGUGAUUAUCUUUGCAACUUGGUGGGGAGAGGGGCAAAGGGUUAAGACCAGAAUUGAUUGGGUCCUUCCUCUUCUACUAGCUCUGGAAAACUGGUUCUCAAGCUUUUUCCAUUCAUGAAUCUCUGAAGAAAUCCCUUAGACAAUGUUACACUCGGCCCCACAACCUAUCAAAACAAAGUUAGAACAAGAACAGAGAACCUGAUACUAUGUCUUUAACACUACCUGUGUAUUACUUUGGAGGUCUAGUGCAAACCUAAUAACUAGUCUCUAAAAAGGUUAAGGGACUUGUCCUAGGAGGUACAGCUCAUUAGUAGAUGAAAACAAAGCCUAUCUCCUGACUCCAUUUACCUUCAGAACAGUACUCUGACACACCAAAAUAAGAGAUUCUUUAAACACUCCCUGCCAAAUGCCUAGUACAGCAAUUGUCACAACGCUCAGCAACCCAUGAAUAAGUGACCUGGCAAUCUGGGUCAGAUUGGAAGCUCAGAGAUCACUCUGUGGGAAUCCACUGCCUUAAUGUGGUAUCAGUUCGUGUUUGUAUGUACCUAGCUUUUUCGAAGCCAAAAGAUGCAACUCCCCUUUUAGUCUUUGGGUAGGGUUGAGAAGCACUGACAAACCAGAGUCCUUUUAACCUAUUUAGCACUUGCACCUUUCCCAAAACAUUUACAUCAUAUAUGCCUCUCAUAGCCCUAUCAGAUGAGCAAGGGAUUUUGUUCUCUAUUUUGCAGUUGGACAAACUGAGGUGACAGGUAGGCUGCAGCUUUAUCCAACUUUCUCCACUGCAUUUUCCCCAAGACUAUCAUACAGAACCUACACUCUGACAUUGCCUUUCCAGGGGAAAAUCUCAUGCAGAGCCAUCUAUGGGACACCUUAAAUUUCUGCAACUAUAUCCUUUUCUCCUUCUCCUUGGUAUAUCUCUGCUUAUAAAUAAGCCUUUUGAGCUUGGGACAGUUAAGUGACAGCUUGCUCAAAAGACCAGGCCCCCUCAAUUGCAGAUUGAGGACUUCAGAAUGGCGGCAACCAUUUUUGGCUCACUGGGAUUACACAAGGGGGUCGAGCCUUAUAUAGUUGCUGCCAAAGGAGCUGAUCUCUCAUGCUUACCUAAAGGACUAACACCAGCACAAAGAGCGAAAUUGGGCAAUACAUCAAUAAGCAUGUACCAAGUAUUUACUACAUGCCAGGCACUGUGUUUAACACUGGGGAUACAAAGAGCUUACAUUCUAUAUAAAAAUAGUGGCCAUGUAAUUUUGACCAUUAAUUAGCAAAGAUGGAGAAUUCAUGAACAUCUUGAUUCCGUUGAUCUAAUAUGUGGAUCAACCAAGUCCUUGUUCUCCUGCUCCCUAAUGUGGGAUCUUUCCACUCUGAGGUAAUAGAGUAGGGAAGGGUUGAUUUUUAAACUUCAGAUUCAAAGCAUGGGUCAAAAUUAAGUUUAAGAUUCUCUGUAGAUUCCAGUGAUCCCAGCUCCCCUGUCCCCUGUAACCAGAUAACUGUGAGGUUGGUUAUGCAUAAGGAUUUUUAAAAAUAUUAAAGAGUUUACCUAGCAUAGCCAAAUAUCCAAUCCCACCCAACUAAAUGGCACUGUGAAUAUGACCAAGCAGGGAAUUGAUAGGUUUUUUUUUUUUUUUCCUUUGGGGCUUCUUUGUGGAGAACCUCAUCAUUUGCAGAGUGUUCCAUGAUUUAAGAGGGAAAAGCAUUGUCACGACCCUUAGGAAAAGGCUCAUUAGAGAAAAGGACUAUCAAAAAACAAAGUGGUUUAAAGAGGUUCUUCCUUAGUCUUGUUAUGUGUCUUUCUCACCAAGUUUGGGACUGGCCUUUGUCUCAGCAAAUCACUUACCUAUCUGGAAUGGGAAUCACUCCAUUCGGUGAAGGGUGAUAAUCUCAGUCCCAGGAAGAUUCCUUGAACCAAGGGACUAUUUUACAAAGUUGGGGCUGGGGGAAGAGGGAGGGUUGGUAUAUUUUUGAUAAUCAGACAUUCCAAUGCAAUGUUCUCUUUAGAGGUCCCCCCACCCCCUUUGUUAAUGUUUAUUGUGAGAAACAUCACGUACGUUCUUCUCUAUUUUCGUAUAAUAAAUGGGCUUUGCUUACCAACGUCACAAUGGCAGAGACAGAAACGCACUGUACAAAACUGCAGGAAGAUUCAGACUUCAUCUGAAAACAACUUUCUAAAACAAAAGUUCUUGAGUUUCCUGUUGUCUUCUCUUUGAAAUUGUAGUGCAUAUGUUAAAGUGUGUCUAUCAUUGACAGUACCAAGUCGUGUGCCACUGCUGUACCUGAUGUAUCCAAUCUGGAUUAAAUGGCGUUAUGUGCCACAAACCCCAAA